GAGUGUCUAAAUCCUGCUGUGAAUGAGUUCAAGGCCAAAAUGUUGGCAUUUUUUAGUAAGUAGUUCAGUCAAACUCUGUGUUAAUAUUCACCAUGUAGAUAAUAGAUAGAAGUUUUUCGUGGCCAUCUUCCAUUUUUAAAGCUGGACUACAUAGGGAAAGAUGUAGGUUUAUAAAUGUGGAAAUUCAUCACAAUAACUGAUAUGACCUACAAAAUAAAAUAAAUAUAAGAAAAGUACAUUUUAAUUUUUUUCUAGGUUCACCUAUACUUCCAAAAGAUGUCUACUCUCCUGGAAAACAUCACUGCCAUCAUCAAACUAUUUCACGAAUAUUCAAAAACAGAUAAGGAGACUGACACAUUGAGUGCAAAAGAGCUGAAGGAACUUCUGGAAGCAGAGUUUCAGCCAAUCCUGAAGAAUCCAGAUGACCCAGAUACUGCUGAUGUUUUCAUGCAUAUCCUCGAUGUAGAUCACAACCAUAAAAUAGACUUUACAGAGUUUUUCCUGAUGGUAUUCAAGUUGGCUCAAGCAUAUUAUUAUACCCAGAGACCGAAUUUCAAGACAUUAGGGAAAAAGCAGAAAAAGAAUAGAUACCAUUAUGAAGAUGAUACAGAAGAAGAGGGUAAAGAAGAAAGAGAAAGAAAGUCCAGUCAUUCAAGAAGUGAUGGAAAGAAAGAAGAUAGAACAGAGGAAGAGGAAGAAGGAAGAAGCAGACAUGGGUCUAGUUCUGGAAGGGAAGGAAGACACAGAAAUAGAUCUGGGAAGAAACGUCAUGAAUCAAGUAGGGAAAAGAAAAGGAGAGCGAGUUCUACUGAACUAAAAGAAAGAAGUCACACGUCAAGUGUUAGCCCCAUCAGGGAAUAUGAAGGAAAAGAAGAAGAACGUGGUUACGAAAAUAAAGAUAGAGGAUGUGAAAAAUGGAUAGGAUCAGAGCCUAAGGGCUCAUAUCAAGUUUGUGAAGAAACUGUGACUAUGGAUUUUCAGUCCGGUUGCAGUACACAGCAGGUUUCCAGUAUCAGUAAGGGCAGCGACAGCAAAGAACAUUCACAAGAUUCAGGUAGACAACCAGUGAUCACUCAUGGAAGGUCGCCAUCCAGCUCAAGGAACCAACAUGGGUCUUCCCACGACCAGUCAGGAGACAGCCCUAAGCACUCAGAGUCACAUCAAGGGAGGACAGACACACACAGGAAGAGUGAAUCUGUCCAUGGAAAGUCAGGAUCCAGCACUACGCAAAGACAGGGGCGCCAACAUGAGCAGGAAAAAGACAGCUCCAGACCCUCUGGAACUGGACAUGGACACGCCUCAACUGGAUCCGGAAGCAGUAGGCACAGGGAAUCCAGUGUUGGUCAGUCCAGUGACAGCGAAAUACAGUCAGGAAAUUCAGGUAGAUAUUCUGUGACCACUCAUGGAAGGUCUGGGUCCAGCUCAAAGAACCAACAUGGAUCUUCCCAAGGCCAGUCAAGAGACAGCUCUAGGCACUCAGAGUCACAUCAAGGUAGGACAGACACACACAAGAAGAGUGAAUCUGGCCACAGCAAGUCAGGGUCCAGCACUACUCAGAGACAGGGGCACCACCACGAGCAGGAAAGAGACAGCUCCAGACACUCUGGAACUGGACAUGGACACACCUCAGAUGGAUCCAGAAGUGGGAAAGACAGGGAAUCCAGUGUUGGUCAGUCCAGUGACAGCGAAGGACAGUCAGAAGAUUCACAUAGACAUUCUGUGACCACUCAUGGAAGGUCUGGGUCAAGCUCAAGAAACCAACAUGGGUCUUCCCAUGGCCGGUCAGGAGACAGCUCUAGGCACUCAGAGUCGCAUCAAAGGAGGACAGACACACACAGGAAGAGUGAAUCUGUCCAUGGAGAGUCAGGAUCUAGCACUAAGCAAAGACAGGGGCACCACCAUGAGCAGGAAAAAGACAACUCAAGACACUCUGGAAUUGGACAUGGACACGCCUCAACUGGAUCCAGAAAAAGUAAGCAGAGGGAAUCCAGUGUUGGUCAGUCCAGUGACAGUGAAGGACAGUCAGAAGAUUCAGGUAGACAUUCUGUGACCACUCAUGGAAGGUCUGGGUCCAGGUCAAGAAACCAACAUGGGUGUUCCCAUGGCUGGUCAGGAGACAGCUCUAGGCACUCAGAGUCACAUCAAGGGAGAUCAGCAUACAGGAAGAGUGAAUCUGGCCACGGCAAGUCAGGGUCCAGCACUACUCAAAGACAGGGGCACCACCAUGAGCAGAAAAGAGACAGAUCCAGAUACUCUGGAACUGGACAUGGACAUACCUCAACUGGAUCUGGAAGCAAUAGACACAGGGAAUCCAGUGUUGGUUGGUCCAGCGACGGUGAAGAGCAGUCAGGUGAUUCAGGUAGACAUUCUGUGACCACUCAUGGAGGGUCUGGGUCCAGCUCAAGAAACCAACAUGGUUCUUCCCAUGGCCGGUCAGGAGACAGCUCUAGGCACUCAGAGUCACAUCAAGGGAGAUCAGCAUACAGGAAGAGUGAAUCUGGCCACAGCAAGUCAGGGUCCAGCACUACUCAAAGACAGGGGCACCACCAUGAGCAGGAAAGAGACAGCUCCAGAUACUCUGGAACUGGACAUGGACACACCUCAACUGGAUCUGGAAGCAAUAGACACAGGGAAUCCAGUGUUGGUUGGUCCAGCGACGGUGAAGGGCAGUCAGGUGAUUCAGGUAGACAUUCUGUGACCACUCAUGGAAGGUCUGGGUCCAGCUCAAGAAACCAACAUGGGUCUUCCCAUGGCCAGUCAGGGGACAGCUCUAGGCACUCAGAGUCACAUCAAGGUAGGACAGACACACACAAGAAGAGUGAAUCUGGCCACAGCAAGUCAGGGUCCAGCACUACUCAGAGACAGGGGCACCACCACGAGCAGGAAAGAGACAGCUCCAGACACUCUGGAACUAGACAUGGACAUACCUCAACUAUUUCUGGUAGCGGCAGACACAAGGAAUCAAAUAUCAGUCAGGCUAGCAACACAGAAGGACAUUCAGGAGAUUCAGGUAGACAGCCUUUGACCACCCAAGGAUGGUCUGCAUUCUAUUCAAGGAACCAAAGUCAUGGUUCAGAUCAAGGUUGGAGACAUGGCAGCUAUGGCAGUGCAGAUUAUGACUAUGGACAGUCAGGGUUUGGUCAUUCUCAGGAUGGAAGUGUCAGUCAUGAUUCCAGCCAUAUGGGAGCCAGGGACAGAUUUGAAUAUAGGAGCAUUUAUGGGAUCCAAUAUAACAGGCAGUAACAGACACCCUGCAACAUAUGGCCAUUCAAAUUAUAUUUCAAAACGGUUGAGGUUUGGACAGUCACAUAGACACUAUUAUUAUGAGUGAGAAACUAUUAAAUAAAGUAUUAACCCAAAGAAUUGGAGAAUGACCAAGACAACUUUGAGUCAAGAAAAUGUUCAUUAUACUUUCAGUGAGGUUAUCUUUUCUUGUCAUUUUUUUAAAAAUUAGUUACACUAUUUCUUUACAUUGGUGAUAGUUUCUUUUCAUUCUAUAGGAAGCUUUGAACUUUAUAGUUAGGAACUGGUUAAUGGGAGAAAGCAAUAUCAUGGAGUGCUAAAUUUGGAAAACCAUAAGUAUUUGGGGAGGUUGGGGUUAAGUAAGGAUUUUUCUUUUGAGAGGUUAAGUUUCAGAACCUCUCCAGAUUGGUACAUUAAUAUUUGUAAAAAAAAAAAAAAAAAUCAAAGGAACCAAUAGUAUAAAAUCACUGUUCUGUCAGCCAAAGCUGCUAUAUUAAUAUUAAGGGUCAUCACACUUGCCUCUAUUAUCCUUCUAUUGGAACUCUGUAUUAUUCUUCAUUCAUUAAUCACCUUGGGCACAUAGAAUCCACAAAAAUUGAACUGCAUGAAAACUGAAAAUAAAAAAUUGAUCAUAUAUCAUACUGUGUCUCUUCCAUGCUUCUCAUAGACCCAAAAAGACUUAUCUCCCCAUAGUAAGAAUGACAUAUUUUCCUCUGUCACUGAAAACUAUAUGUCCAAAUGGCAGAUGUUCACCAUGCAAAAGAAAUAAGGAGUCCAAAGAAGAAAAAAUUUAAUCAAAUCCUAUAUCAUUCUCCAACAUAGUCAUUGUUCCAUGUAGUCACCAUCAGGAUGAAAAAAGGCUUAGCUCAAUCAUAGAUAGCAUCAUAAUUAUUACAAAACAUCAA
Messenger RNA from Aethalodelphis obliquidens (Pacific white-sided dolphin), 4148 nucleotides. RefSeq names its product filaggrin-like. The transcript is spliced from 2 exons. Gene Ontology annotation, molecular function: calcium ion binding; transition metal ion binding; structural molecule activity. The record is from RefSeq and is a predicted model, not a curated record. Gene Ontology annotation, cellular component: cornified envelope; keratohyalin granule. Lineage: Eukaryota; Metazoa; Chordata; Mammalia; Artiodactyla; Delphinidae. Bases 277 to 3243 code for a protein of 988 amino acids. Gene Ontology annotation, biological process: establishment of skin barrier.